ACUCCCUUCUCACCACAUGGUUGUGUGCUUGCAUGUGUGCAUGCAUUUAAAUAGAGUAAAUCAUCAUCUAUAUACAUCUGCAAUUCUCGCAUAGUUCAUCUACUCUGCAUUUGAUCUGUCUUCAGUUUCAAAUUAAAGUGUCUUUGAUCAAGGAAUCUCCAUUUGAAUGAUUAACGGUCCAUAUUGUAAUGUGUACUGAUUUCUACAUAGUAUAUGAAAAUAAUAUUGUAUAUAUGAAGAUAAUGUAGUAGAUUGAUCAAUAUCAAGCUUUUAUUAUAUAUAGUGUAACUUUAUACACUCUUCAGUUAUACUCUUUAAAACUAAUUGAGCAUGUUACAAAGAAAGAUUCAUAAAAAAUUAAAAAUAAAUAAAUAAAUAAUUUGUUAAGCACAUGAAACUUGUUUGUAUUUCAGGAAACAUUCCAUCAGGUGAUGGGACAGAAAUUGGUCAAGGGUUUUCUACGCAGAUUCAUGGCGGACUUGAUCAGUUGCUGAGGUCUAUAUUCCCUGGAGAGCAUAUCCAUGUUGGUGACAUUAACUUCCAUGGAAUGGGUACAAGUUCUGCUGCAGUUCACGCAGGAGCAACUCAGAGUGCUGCCACUAAGAUGGCUGCACCAAGAGAGGGUGAUGAAGGACUGUUCUUGUCUAAUUUACUUCGUCAGAUCAUGCUCAUCAUAUCUGAAAGCACAGCAAGUGGGUCAAGUAUUCCAUCAUCUGAGGGAGCAGGUGAUAUUGAGGAUAGAACUACACAAGCAUCCUCAACACAAGCUCAGGACAACUCAAACAGAGGGGCCUCAUCAAGUAGUCGACAUGGCAAUCCACCAUCCUCUCCAAGCUCCAAACGUCAAAGGGUAAUUGCUUCUUUCUUUUAGUAUGUCACACUGAACACACAUAUUCAAUUGGAGGUCCUGUGGUUUUCCCUCGAUUCUCGCAGAAACGCCGACAUUUGUUUGGUGCUUGCUUGUUUUUUUUCCCAUACCAAUAUGACAUGCUUACAACCUUAGGCACAAGUGGUAAUUUUUCACAUAGUUCAAAGUCUUCCAUGUUUGUUAUCUGGACAAGUUUGUCUUAUCAUCCUUGCUCUCACAAAAAUUUCUCUGCUAAUAACCACCCAUUCUAGAAUUAUUUAAUAGCUAUCUGCAACCCCCCUUUAAUUAUAUGAUUGAGCAUAUGCAUUUAUUUAUGUGGAUUACCAAAAAAAUUUCUUAGAAAACGAAAUCCCGGUCUUGCCUGAGUGAAGUUAUUUUGGGGGCAGCCAGCAAAGUUUAUUAGCAAAAAAUGGACUACGGCCUGUGAUAUUGAAUCUAAUCCCUGCAGCAAAGGUUGAUAACCAAAAAUGGACCUCUAUGCAAGUGUUAGAGUGGGGCAUGGUUGGUUACUUCAACCCCUGUAAGCAUGAAUCUAAUUUAAAAUUUCCCAAUGCUCUGUUUGUUUGUUGGAAACUCUGGAGGGAAAUGGAAAAAGCUAUUCCAAGAGAAUAUAGUCAGGGGGAAUAAAGAUCUUUUUCUGAUAAGUUAAUGGAGGGAAAUAAAGAUUUUUGGUAUUUUCCUACUUUUGGGGAUGCUUUAGUAAAAGUACUAGUAUUGUUAAUAUUUCAAUUGGGGAAUAAAGAUAUUUUUCUGAUAAGUUAAUGGAGGGAAAUAAAGAUUUUUGGUAUUUUCCUACUUUUGGGGAUGCUUUGGUAAAACUACUAGUAUUGUUAAUAUUUCAAUUUCCUAAAAUACUUAUAAUUAAACUAAAAUUAGUUGAGUAAAUUAAACAACUGAGCCUUGUCCCGACUAUUUGUGGUUGACUACAUGAAUCUUAUUCCAUUUCAAUCAAUGAAGGGCAGAAAUAUUCUCAGCAUUUAUGAUCAUAAGGGUUCUAUCAAAGUUUUACACUGUUUGUCAGCUACCUAACCCAAACCUUCUCUAUCUGGCCUUGGGACCAGCUACAUAAAAAUAAAACAUUAUACACACGCAUGUAGAGUUAGUUGGGUACGUUAAUUGUUGGAAAAUCUCUUUUUCUUUGUGAUUGUACAAAUGGAAGUGGCUGGCAUUGCACUAAAAUUUUCAAAAGUUUUGUUUCUCCUUGUCAAUAUCAAAUAUCAAAUAAGGGAGGCAUAUGCUUGAAAGGGGCUGUGAAUACGUUGAUCAGUCAUUUUUCUUAGUUUUGAGCUUGUUGAUGUCUUGGAGAGAAGCUGGGGUGAGAAUUUUUUUGAAAUGUUGUUUGGUGUUGGUCGGUUGGUGGAAUUUUGAAUCUGCUAAAUUGGGGUAGGAGGAUGGUUGGAAGUGGCUAGAGUUUCAAAGUUUUUUUGAAAGCUUUGCUGCUCGGUCAGGUUGUAGAGUCCUAGAUCUUUCCUAGAGGUUGUGUUGUUGUAGCAGUGGCGAGAUAACCCCUCAAUAGUCAUAUAGACAGACCGGGGACUGUGACACUAAAAAUCAUCAUGCGCUGAGGUGGCAACUUAUUUGCAAUGUGCAGAGGUGCAAGAGACGCAGGAUGGCCAAUCUUGGGUGAACAAUUGGUGGUCCUCGUUUGGGUGUUGCUUUAUGCCAACAGCUGGUCCCAAGGAGGUCUGAUGCAGCUUUUAAUGCCAUAGGUGAGAGGUGUUGAGGUGGUCUUGCAAUUAAAUGAUGAUACAACGUCAAAGAGUUUUCUUAUAUUUGCAACCCUGUCAAACAACUUAGAAUUACUAUGCCCUUAUUUUAACCUCUGCAUUUUUUGCCUUUCGACUCCACAAAAUUUUAGUAGUGGGAUGUCUGGAGUCUUCUGGUGGAUAGAGCUAAAACGGUGGGAAUAGCGGAUGGUUUUGUGGUGGGUAAGGAUUGUGUUUCUUUAUAUUAUUUAUAGUUUACAAAUGAUACCAUGUUUUUCUCUUUUGGUGACGAGUCUAAAAUGGUAAAUUUGAUUUAUUUGUUAGGAGUGUUUGUGUUGCUUUCUGGGUGGAAGAUAAAUAUAAAUAAGAGUUCCAUUUAGAAUUUAAUUUCGCAACGUAAAGAUUACAAAGUCUGGAUAGGCUUUUUGGUUGUGCCUGGAUCCAAUGAAGUAUCUAGUGCUUCCUUUGGGAGGUAAUUCAAAGUCAAAUUUU
Molecule: messenger RNA, 3066 nt
Organism: Camellia sinensis
Lineage: Eukaryota; Viridiplantae; Streptophyta; Magnoliopsida; Ericales; Theaceae
Source: RefSeq, a predicted model, not a curated record